AUGUUAUCGCACCACCCAACCCUGAGGCAGUGCUCAACACGGAUUCACAUAAAGUUCUUCUACUGUGUAUUAAACCCGCUGGACCCAAGCUUCUGCAAACAGGAGAAACCCCGCGCCAGUGUCCCACUCGACAGCCCCGCGCCACAGUCCCACUCUCUACAGCCCCGCGCCACAGUCCCACCCUACAGCCCCGCGCCAGUGUCCCACCCUACAGCCCCUCGCCACAGCCCCACCCUACAGCCCCGCGCCACAGUCCCACCCUACAGCCCCGCGCCACAGCCCCACGCCACAGCCCCACUCUCUACAGCCCCGCGCCACAGUCCCACCCUACAGCCCCGCUCCACAGUCCCAACCUACAGCCCCGCGCCAGUGUCCUACUCUACAGCCCCGCUCCACAGUCCCACCCUACAGCCCCGCGCCACACCCCGCGCCAGUGUCCCACUCGACAGCCCCGCGCCACAGUCCCACUCUCUACAGCCCCGCGCCACAGUCCCACCCUACAGCCCCGCGCCAGUGUCCCACCCUACAGCCCCUCGCCACAGCCCCACCCUACAGCCCCGCGCCACACCCCGCGCCACAGCCCCACACUCUACAGCCCCUCGCCACAGCCCCACACUCUACAGCCCCGCGCCACAGCCCCGCGCCACAGUCCCACUCUCUACAGCCCCACCCUACAGCCCCUCGCCACAGCCCCACCCUACAGCCCCUCGCCACACCCCGCGCCACAGUCCCACUCCACAGUCCCGCGCCACAGUCCCACUCCACAGUCCCACUCCACAGCCCAGCUCCAGUGUCCUACUCUACAGCCCCGCGCCACAGCCCCGCACUCGACAGCCCCGCACUCGACAGCCCCGCGCCACAGUCAGGUGUUAG
This is a messenger RNA of Pangasianodon hypophthalmus (striped catfish), 873 nucleotides long. RefSeq lists its product as uncharacterized. The transcript has 5 exons. The coding region runs from base 1 to 873 and encodes 290 amino acids. Lineage: Eukaryota; Metazoa; Chordata; Actinopteri; Siluriformes; Pangasiidae. The record is from RefSeq and is a predicted model, not a curated record.